UUGAUUGAGCCGCAAAGGCAGGAAUUGGCCAUGCGGCGGAGAGAAAGCAGCGUGGGCGGGAUGGAUGUGGGGGCAGCGCAGUUUCAAGAAAUGUUGCCUCGGUUAGAGGAGCUUGUCCUGGGCUGCGACUUUGUUGGCCUUGAUAUGGAAUUCACAGGUUUGCAUUCUGACAAUCAGCCUAGUCUCUUUGAUUUACCUGCUGAGUGGUAUCGGAAAGGCAGACAGAGUGUUCAGCGAUUUACAGUGAAUCAACUUGGUUUGUCCAUAUUUUACAAGGGGAUGUCAAAUGAGUAUAUUGCACAUUCGUAUAACUUCUUCCUGUUCCCUGCCACAUUUGGCCAAAUGGAUUCCGAGUUCUCCUGCCGAACAUCUAGUAUUCAAUUCCUGUCUCAUUAUGACUUUGACUAUAAUAAGUUUCUUAAAGAUGGAAUCCCUUAUAUGAAUGAAACACAAGAGAAGAAACUUCAGCAUCUGUUAUCUGGUAAUUGGAUGGUCCAAAGUUUUGAUAGAGACAAGGUGAAAAAAGUGAUUGAUCAAGUAACUUGCUGGAUAUCCUCAGCAGAAGAGGAAGAUUCUAUGGUUCUGCAUGAUAUAUAUGGCUUUCAAGUAAUUGAACUACAGCUCAUUCUAAGAAAAGCUUUUCCAGAUAUUUGGACUAUUCCUUUGGAAGAUGAAAAACCGCUGGUGGGACACAAUAUGCUGAUGGAUCUUCUGUAUCUACACGAGAAAUUUUACAAGCCCCUUCCUGAAAAUUAUGAAGAAUUCAAAGAUAACAUUCACUUCCUGUUUCCGGUUCUUUUGGAUACAAAGAACAUUGCCAAAGCCAUGUGGAAGGAAUUCCAGUUUCGUCAAGUUUCUUAUCUUUUCGAAUUGUAUGAAACACUGUGCAGCAUUGUGAAUCCAACAGACCAGCUUUGUCCAGAGAUCUUUCACUCAGAUGAUUCCCUCAGAUACGCUAUAAAUAAGUGUCCUCAUGAGGCCGCCUAUGAUGCAUUCCUCUGUGGAGCAGUUCUUCUUAAAAUAGCUCACUUGCUCCUUUGCAGAAAAACUGGUCAUCAAACAGCAGCACCAACUUUUUCUCAGUACCUUGAUGUAUUAGCUGCAUAUGUGAAUCAAGUGAACUUGAUUCGAGGCGCAAUUCAGAAAAUUAAUUUUUCUGGUGCAGAUGACCUAACAACACGUCCACCCCUCCUACUAGCCACUGUGAAGGGGUGGCGUGGGGCAACUGAAGAGCAGAUUCAUCAAGAGUUGAGGUCUUUCUGCAGGUUUGAUGUCCGUCGGCUAAGAAAGAACCAGUUUCUCCUGCUCUCCAAUCAUUUAAAAGACAUCAGGAUAGUUAUGAAAGUAUAUAAAGCCCAUCCCAACCUGCAGAUUUCCGUGUAUCACCAUUGGAAGCAUUCUCCACGAGUGACUAGCUUCCUACGAAUAUGUGGCAUUGUGGCUUCUUGGUCUCUGCUGGCUUUCUUGUUUGGAGGCUCUUAUAGUUGUCGUGUGUAACAGCUCAUCCACUAGAAAUGCUUGGUUUCUUUUUCCCACAAUGUAAGCUAUACAAUAAUAGAUUAAAAACACAUUGCAAUGA
Notechis scutatus (mainland tiger snake) is the source of this 1579-nucleotide messenger RNA. NCBI's taxonomy places the organism in Eukaryota, Metazoa, Chordata, Lepidosauria, Squamata, Elapidae. The record is from RefSeq and is a predicted model, not a curated record.